Messenger RNA from Porites lobata, 6019 nucleotides. The record is from the annotation of a GenBank genome assembly. NCBI's taxonomy places the organism in Eukaryota, Metazoa, Cnidaria, Anthozoa, Scleractinia, Poritidae.
AUUUCUCCAAACGCAGAUGCAAAAAACAACCAUAGUGAAGGCUUAAUCACGUGUUCCAUUCCAAGGAACCAUUUGUUUCCUUUAUGCGAAUUUAAAAUACAGGUAUGGAGGCCUCUAUAUCAAAGUUUCGAUAGUGUAAGGGGUGCAAGGGAAUGGAAGGCUUGAUUUGCUCAGGAACAUCUCAAACACCCUGCUCGCCUCAUCUUUUCUUCUUGUAUGAGGGCAUUCUUGGGUAAAAGUAUGUAUAAUAUAGUAGCCUUUUAGCUUGAGUUAAGUCUGGUCCUGUCAUCCUGGUGGGGAGGGGGGCGGGAAAAGGGGUACUCAACCAAGGUUUUUAUCGUAAGGCUCCGCCCCGAGGUCCAACCUCGUACUCUUCUAUAUACCAUUUUUAGCAGGAAAGGUACCCCUUUCGUAUACCUUCUAUUGACAACUGGGCACCCCCUUCACAUACCUAGUUUAGAACUUUGUAUCCCUUCAAACUACUAUAAAUGCACCUUCUUUAAAAGAUGAAUAGACCACAAAACUAGAACAUUUUCCACAGCCAUAAAAUGCAUUUGUUACCCCUUAUGGGCUUUUCAAGACUGAAGAGAACAAAUUUCCCUACCCUUUUAUAUACUUCAACUAGUAAAAUCCCUACCCUUUUAUAUAUCUGAAGCCAGAAAACGGUACCUCUUUCGGGCGGAGCCUUCCUGUAUAGGCCAUUAUAGUGAGUAACUCUCCCCCGGGGCUCCAAGAGUAUUCAGGGAUCGUGAAAACUGCUGUGAAAGAUGCGGAAGGUGUGGGGUUGGGUGGAUGGGAGGUGUGCCACAACCCCCUCCCUUCUCCUACCCUGGGUACUAUAGGUUAAAGCCUCUGGCACCCAGGGCACCCUUCUCCAGAUCACGCGAGUCUAAUUUUUUGCCUGGCUUGUUUUCGCGACAUCCCUACUAUCUUACCGCCUGGCACAGGCUAUAGUACUGUAAGCGAGAAUUACUGAGUAAUAAUAAUUCUGGGAAAAAUUGUUCCCAUGCACGUGACAUGCUUAUGACCUCUGAAUUGCUGUAUCUCUAGACUUUUUUAAGAGGCUAAUUUUAGACAACCCACUUUCCUUCAAAAAAUGCUGGUGUUACACCCUCGUAUGGUAUAAAAUUAAUGUAUAUGCUUUGAAUUAAGGCAAAAUACCUGUUCUUUCAGGAAUUUCACACGAAGUGGAACCAAAACUGCCAUGGGGAGAAAUACAAAGUUGAUCCAAAAAACAUUUGUUCUGUUAUUCAGUAUUUGAGCGAGGUAAGGCAUCUACUCCGCACCUUUUCGUUCUAAGGAUUUCCUAUGAUUUUAGUGGGUGAAUUUGGAGAACGUACGAAACUCACCAAGUGAGUCACAUCGAUUGUUAUUGUUGAUUUUCAGAGAGAGGCCUGGUGCCCAGUCUUGCCAUGGAGAAGUGGUCACCACUCCUUGGACGUUUCAAAUGGACCACCGAAAAAGGUGAAGCAACAUAAUUUAAGGGCAGUGAAUUAACUAAGUUCACACCAUUAUUUCUAAAGUUGCAAAAUUCGUACCAAACUACAGUGGAGGAGUGAAGUAUGGGGACUGCUUAACAUGCUGUUAGUAAAAACUGGAUUUUUCCCCCUCUUUUGGCUUCUCGCUCUCCCAAACAAAGUAAAAGAUAAAGUAUUUUAUGGCACAAAAUAAAUGGGGCGGGGGAUCAAAACAAAACCGAAGCCAAUCAAAACUUUUCCUCAUUUUGCUCAAAUGUCCAAGUUUUUUCGCCUCCUCUGUGGCUCUUUCUUGGACUUAACUCAUGCAAACGUUUCCUUAAAAUGUUACGUACUUGCCAAAAAUAUUGUCUAUGACAUUUCUGAUUUUUGUUUCGAAGGCUACAAUUCAAACCGAUCUCACUGGGCUUCUUGAUAAGUUUAAAGGAGAAAGGUUUACCUGGAUACGGAACAGAAUUCUUGGAACAUGGCAGCAUUGGAUGCGGGCUGUUGGAGAGCUACAACUAAAGCCUAGCUUUUCUGAAAGGAAACAAAAAAAGGUAUAUAAUAAACGCUAUUCUUCUGGCCCUUACCGUAGAAACGCGCAUAAAGCCUACAACGUGUGAGCAAAGCGGAAGUAAAAACAACCGGAAGCGAGACUAAUACUUUUUGUGAUACCAUCUCUGUCAGUAGUGUCUUAGGCUCCCUUUUUAAAGUUGCCAUGGAAACUCAUUGCAAAGUGAAACUUAAUUAGCAUCGAUAACGUCACAAGUCAUAGUUUAAUAAUGAACACUAAGCCGUUAUACCUAAUUAAAGGUCUUUUUGCCAAAUUUGUUGGCCAUGGUUCGUCUUUCAGAUCCUUUUGUACCUGGCUGGUAUGGGAGAGCACAAGUUCUUCUUAGACGGCGCGUUUAUGGGAGGGCCGUUAGGUGAACUGGUCCAAUGGUGCGACCUGAUAAGUGCCCUGUACAUUUUAGGCCAUGACCUCACUAUAGGUUUUCAAGUGGGAGAUAUUCCAAGGUAAAAAAAGCAGUAGAAAACAAAACCAUCGGACAUGAGUUAUAAAAUAUCCGACGAAACGCGCGGGAAGAGUGGUCAGAACGAUAUUUCAUGAAAUUCCUCGAGCGUUAAUAAUGCACGUACGCUGAAACAUGAUUUAUUGAUUAACUAAAAAAGAAAUUUCCAAAAAUUCUCCUGCAUUUCUGGGAUAUAAUCACUUCCCAUUUGUUAAGAACAAUUGAAAAGUGCGACAAGUUUUCGCCCGUGGUUCGACCUACUUCCUUAAACCACUCAAAAAUACACGUUUCGACUUUUUUUUCCCCCUUAAUGACACGAUUCAGAAGAAUCCAUCGAUGCAAUGCUUUCUUGUCAGAGUCACUAAGAGUGACUAUAUGAGGUGUUUGUGCAACAGUUUUGAGCGUUACUAUCAAAUCUUACUUAAGACUCAGGGAUCUUCCUAAUUAAAAAACUAGUGAUCAUUUAGGUAACCGAUUUUAAUGUUUUCUGGUUUUGUUCCCAGUCUCCUAGUUAAUCCGGCUUCUGAUGGCUGCGUUCGUGAAACGUUAACCGAUGGAUUGGAUCUUAUUUUUACUGAUAUCAUGGGAGUCUUGAUAAUAGCAGAGCGUAGUGGACCGGAUUAUUCGCUGCACAAGUUUGUAUUUCUUUGAGUUAUUUGCCAUAGACAUUAUCUUGUCUAGUCCCUGCAUGGGGUCUUUACAGACCUUCCUGGUCGAUGCAUUGCGGUUACGUUUUCCGAGACGAACGGCGAGACAAAUUCGCUGGACAACUGACGAGGCCCGAAACACAUAGGCCGCGCAGAAUAAGGACUAGGCAGCAUAAGACAGAGCUUUAGAUUCUAAGACGAGGACGACUACGAAAACGAGAUUUUCCCACUACUAAUUAAGUAGUUCGCGUGUGCGAACCAACGCCAUUUUGGCGGAAAAAUGUGAUAGCCAUCGUCAUUCUACGUGUUUUAGCGAGAAUGUCGUAGUGGCAAAAACAAGUUAUCAAAUGUUAGAGAUUUUAUCAUUUAGCGAGGAUUAAGCAAGCUAUCUCGUUAACAUAUUGAUUUGAAGGUUGACAAAAAGUAUCGAUCUUAUGGUUAUCCCGGUAAACUACUUGCCAGUUAAAGGCAAGACACCUUCUCCAAUUCCACCUUCUUCAUAAACGAAGUUUUUUAUUGAUAACAGGUGUAAGAUGCGUGUGUUAGACUCUUUUGGAACAGAUGCAGAGUUUAACUACAAACAUUACAAGGGGAAGAUUCCUGGUGGUAGGUCACCCUGGGGAGAUAUCGACCUUCAACUACGUCAGUUUAUGACCAUGUAUCGUAAGUACCUUAAAAAGGAUCUAAAAGUUUUGAAAGUACAAAAGGUACUCACUACUACGCUGUAUUGGAAGGGUCUAGCUGAGGUUUCCUGCAUUGGUAACCUCUGCCCCCACCCUUAAUAAUGUUGCAUGGUUGUUAUUGUGGAAUUAGAGUCAGAAUUAAUUGGCAGUUCUUUCCUGUAGCCCAUAGUCCAGAUAACUCCUUUCUUGGUUUUGCCGUCCCACAAAGAGCUAAAAAAGUCAAAGGACCCUUGCAGAAGACAAAAACGAGAAAAGCAGCUUUAGUUUAUGGCAAAGAUCCCCAGUUCUGGGAGGUAAGUAUGACUUGUUGAAUCACUAUGAGUAUUUUAUCCUUUUCGUUAUCUAAAUUGCUUGAGACGUUGUCGCGAAUAAACGUAUCUCAUGAAAUUAUUUUUCCAUUUUUGUCAACAUUUUUAGGGGCAUGGAGACUACAUUAAUGCAGUGAAGACUUAUUUUAACGAAGUUCACGCAACGUUGGGAGGUACUAAGGUACGUAGGCAAGGCCCCGUUCACAAUUAUACAUCUUCCAAAUCGUCUGAGGUUAAACUAACUUUUUCGUUUUAAGUCAGUAUUUUGUGGCUAAUGAGUUAUAACCACCGUCUAAUUUCACAAUUUACUAUACCAAACACGACGUGAACUGUUUCAUCUGAUAUCCAAACACCGAGAAGAAAUAUACGAAACACGAGAGGGAGUGUUUCAUCCGAUAUCCAAACACUGAGAAGUAAUACAUCAAACACAAGAAGAAGUGUUUCAUCUCGUAUCCAAACGCCGGGAAGUAAUAUGUCCAACAAGAGUGGAAGCAUUUUAUCUGAUCUCCAGACUCCGAGAAUAGAUAUCACUUUAAUGAGAAGGGAUGUUUUCUCUGAUAUAAAAACAUCGAGUAUUAAUGUGUCAAACGCGUGACGGAGUGUUUUAUCCGGUGUCCAGACACCAAUAAGUAAAAUAUCACCCACGUUUUUAGAUAACUAAAAGCUAUGAUUAGACAUGCCUGCACUUUCAUAAAGAUUCAACAAUUUUCUCUUUGUGCUUUUAUUUUCCACAGGAAAGUCGAAAGAAAUUCCGUGUUCCUGAAUAUGUCAUCAAUCACGGGAUUGUAAAUAUAACAACAUUGAUAGAUUUAUUAGACUCCAGUAAGGUAAUUCAUCUGUCGUUAAUUUCAUUCGGAACUCUGAGCAUCUUCAGAACUCGGUUUUCUCUAAACUGAAAUUGAAAAACUUGAAACUGGUUUGCCUGGCUUCUUUUUCAGGUGUUUGUGGGUCUUGGCCAACCCUAUGAAGGACCAGCAGCCCUUGAGGCCUUGGCUAAUGGAUGUUUCUAUAUUAAUCCUAAGGUAUAGUAAAGAGAUAAUGGCAUCCUUACCUCUGUGUUAAGGUCAAUUAGGAUUACAAUGAUUGUGACGUUGGCGUUGAUGAUGAUGAUGAUGAUGAUGAUGACGUAACGUUUACGAUGAUGAUGUUAAUGAUAAUGAUUGUGACGUUGGCGUUGAUGAUGAUGAUGAUGAUGAUGAUGAAAAAUGAUGACGUAACGUUUACGAUGAUUAUGUUAAUGAUAAUGAUGAUGAUGAUGAUGAUGAUUGGUGAUUAAUGAGCAUAAAUCACCAGACUAAGCCAAGACAUAUCAAAGGCGGGUUGCUGUAGAAGCAAGUGCCAGUCUCAUGAAUGAUAGGCUCUGGAUCAGCAGAAGUUAUUUUCUUUCCAGUUUGAAAACGGUAACAGACCAGAUAAGUGAUGUAGGUCUUCCUCAGAAAAAGGGCAGACUAAAUGUUUUAUUUCUUUUCUGAAUCGAUGCUCGAUUUUUGCUUUUCAGUACGUGCCACCUCUCGAUCGCACAAACUCAAACUUUUUCGCCGGAAAACCCUUUAACAGAAAGGUAACUAGUUACUGUUUCACCCGUGAAAUACGUACUACUUUGGAGACGUGUUAAAGUUGUACUUUUGUUUCAUUUAGACUCAUUUCAUCCCAUUAGGGAAAGGAAGUGAGUGCAUGGCAUGAUAUAAUGGUCACGUUUUGGUAUUAAAUUUGAAUGAGUUCAUAAAACCAGAACUACAAUUACAAUAUAUCUUAUCUAACUUUUAACAUCGAUCAUUUUCAAUCACUCAGAUUACAUCUCAAAAUCCGUACGCGGAGGUGUUUGUUGGUAAACCUUUCGUUCAGACAGUGGAUAUCCAUAAUUUAACAGAGGUGGAAGAAGCUUUGAAGGAAAUCAUUAGUGCAGAAGUA